AUGGUCAUUUCUGGGCUCAAACGGAAAUCGGAGCAUGUCUCUACCCCAGACUUGAAGAAGCCCAAGGGUGGCAGCAUCACUGCUUUCUUCGGAGCUCCAAAGUCCGAACCUUCAAGCACACAGUCGACUAAUGGGUCCCCGGCUCCGGCCCCACGAUCAAGCACUUUCAACAAAGGCAAAUGGGUAGCCUCCUUGACACCCGAACAAAAGGAGCUCCUGCAAUUGGAGAUCGAUACCCUGGAUGAAAGCUGGCUAGCUCACUUGAAGGAUGAGGUGGUGACCACAGAGUUUCUUAACUUGAAGAGAUUCCUCAAGAAGGAGAAGGACACCAAUGUUAAGGUCUUCCCGCCAGAAGAAGACAUCUAUUCCUGGUCCCGACACACACCUUUGCACACCGUUAAAGUGGUAAUUAUUGGCCAGGAUCCCUAUCACAAUCAUAACCAAGCCCAUGGCUUGUGCUUCUCCGUCCGAGCCCCUGUCCGAGCCCCACCGUCGCUGGUCAAUAUCUACAAAGGAAUCAAGGUUGACUAUCCUGACUUCGAGGCGCCAGCUGAUAAAGGUGGGCUUCUCACUCCUUGGGCCGAGCGUGGCAUUUUGAUGCUCAACACAUGCCUCACUGUUCGUGCCCACCAGGCCAACAGCCAUUCCAACAAGGGAUGGGAGAAGUUCACACAAAAAGUUAUCGAUCUCGUUGCUCGGGUUCGAACCAAGGGGGUAGUGUUCCUUGCUUGGGGCAGACCUGCUGGAAUGCGAGUCGCCAAGAUCAACAGAGAGAAGCAUUGCAUCUUACAAUCGGUGCAUCCGAGCCCGCUGAGUGCGCACCAUGGCUUUUUCCAAAACGGACAUUUCAAGAAGUGCAAUAAUUGGCUUGCAACGCGGUAUGGUGCGGACGAAAUCAUUGACUGGAGCUUAGUACCGACCAAAAAGGUCGCCUCGGCUCCAACUUGUACUUCAGAUAAGGAGAAUUCCACUACUCUGAUUAACAAAACCGCAGCCGAGCCUCAGUCUGCAAAGGUUGCGGAGGUCAAGGCCAAGCCAGCCAACGUUGAUGAAUUUGACGAUGACGAUGCUAUAGAAGCCUUGAUUGCAGCUGAAUCAGAGGAUCCUUCUUCAGAUCCGGUUUAA
Penicillium canescens is the source of this 1125-nucleotide messenger RNA. Its product is annotated as uracil-DNA glycosylase. Gene Ontology annotation, cellular component: nucleus; mitochondrion. Lineage: Eukaryota; Fungi; Ascomycota; Eurotiomycetes; Eurotiales; Aspergillaceae. Gene Ontology annotation, molecular function: uracil DNA N-glycosylase activity. The transcript is spliced from 3 exons. Gene Ontology annotation, biological process: base-excision repair; base-excision repair, AP site formation via deaminated base removal. Bases 1 to 1125 code for a protein of 374 amino acids. The record is from RefSeq and is a predicted model, not a curated record.